Molecule: messenger RNA, 2462 nt
Organism: Gasterosteus aculeatus aculeatus (three-spined stickleback)
Lineage: Eukaryota; Metazoa; Chordata; Actinopteri; Perciformes; Gasterosteidae
Source: RefSeq, a predicted model, not a curated record
GUCAGCGGAAGUCACAAGGAUCGCGACCGCUGCCCGCCGCCAAUGAUAUGGUAUGAACACGUGUAGUGGGUGGUCCUCAGCACACCGCUUUCACGUGGCCGAGCGCCGAGCCCACCCGUCACUCAGUCCGGUGUGUGGCGGCUGCAGGAGGCUACAUCAGCAUGGCAACGGAGAUGGAGCCCUCGGAUGUGAUCCGCCUCAUAAUGCAGUACCUCAAGGAGAACAACCUCUACCGAACACUCACCACCUUACAGGAGGAGACAACCGUCUCGCUCAACACAGUGGAAAGCAUCGACAGCUUCGUCGCAGAUAUAAAGAGCGGCCAUUGGGACUCAGUCCUGCUCGCUAUCAAGUCCCUCAAGUUGCCCGACAACACACUGAUCGACCUUUACGAGCAGGUUGUAAUGGAGCUCAUCGAAAUGAGGGAGGUGGGAGCCGCUCGCUCUCUCCUCAGACAGACCGACCCCAUGAUCAUGUUGAAGCAAACGCAGCCCGAGAGGUACAUCCAUCUGGAUAAGAUGCUAACUCGCUCCUACUUUGACCCCUGUGAGGCGUACCCGAAAGGCAGCAGCAAGGAGGACCGGCGGCGGGCAAUCGCCGAGGCCUUGGUGAGGGAGGUCAGCGUGGUGCCACCUUCUCGCCUCAUGGCGCUCCUGGAUCAAGUUGGCGUAAGGGAUCAACAUCAAUCCACUUGUACUCAAUCUCAAAAUUCUAUGAGAAUACAACAGCAUGCAGAUCAGCUCCCCGCCGACAUGACCAUAGAAACAUCUGGCAACCAAGACAGAGGAACGGAGAAGGAGAGCUUUCCCACGCAACUGUACCGCCACAUCAAGUUUGGGCGGCGAUCACAUGUGGAGUGUGCUUGUUUCUCUCCCGAUGGAAGAUACUUAGUCACCGGAUCGGUGGACGGGUUCAUCGAAGUCUGGAACUUUAAGACCGGAAAAAUCAGUAAGGACUUAAAGUACCAGGCCCAUGACAGCUUCAUGAUGAUGGAUGAUGCGGUGCUGUGUAUGUGCUUCAGUAAGGAUACAGAUCUAUUGGCAACAGGAGCUCAGAAUGGCAAAAUAAAGGUCUGGCGGGUGCAGAGCGGCUCGUGCCUGCGCAGGUUCGAGCACGCUCACAACAAAGGCGUGACCUGCGUGAGCUUCUCCAAGGACAACAACCACAUCCUCAGCGCCUCUUUUAACCAGACUAUCAGAAUUCACGAACUGAGAUCAGGAAAGACACUAAAGGAGAUGAAGAGCCAUUCGGCGUUUGAAAAAGAUGCAUUUUUCACUCAAGAUGGAUUUCACAUCAUCAGUGCCUCAUCGGAUGGCACAGUUAAGAUUUGGAAUACAACAUCAUGCGAGUGCCUCCGCACGUUCAAAUCCGUCUCCCGGACCUCAGACGACCCCGUCAACAAUGUGAUUCCUCUCCCCCAAAACCCGGAGCACUUUGUGAUUUGCAAUCACUCCGACACGGUGGUCAUCAUGAACAUGGACGGUCAGAUCGUGAGGACCUUCAGCUCGGACAGAAAGCAGAGGGCCGAUUUCGUGUGCUGCACCGUGUCGCCCCGCGGGGACUGGAUCUAUUGUGUGGGAGAGGACUUUGUUCUGUACUGCUUCCACUACACGACGGGAAGGCUGCAGAAAACGCUGACCGUCCACGAGAAAGACGUUAUUGGCGUCGCUCACCACCCACGCGAGAACCUGAUCGCCACGUACAGCGAGGACGGCCUCCUGAGGCUGUGGAAGCCUUGAGCUGCUCUCCUCCGGAGAGCGUGGCUACGAAGCAAUGCUCCCACUUAAAGAGGAGGGAAGAUCAUGCGUCGCCAUCCAUCAGUAGUUAUUCACCGCAACGUCCAUUAAGGAGCCGGGUCUGUAGCUUAGGGGCCGUAUCACGUGGUCUCUUUUCCAGUUGUCACGGAAAUGGGCCGACGUUGCCACAAAUGCGGAGUUUGCAAAUUGAUUUUCUCGACUUUAGAAAACUUUGGUUGAAAAGAGUCACAUGACAAACAGCAUCUGGUGAAAAUUACCAUGUGUUACGGGUGAAAGAAACACCACAACAGCUGCUGGAUGGACCCAGUGGAGAAGGUGUUUGCUGAAAUGCUGUUUCCAAAGGUCGAGGACAAAAUUAGAACCUCAGAUAUUUAUUGAUUUUUGAUAAUUUCUUGAAAUGAUUCAAAAUGUUGAGGUUAGGUGCUAGCCAGUUUCAUUUGAUAGCAAGAAUAAUAUAGUCUUUUCGGAAUUUUGUUAAACUAAUUUAUAAAGAAACUUGUUCUUAAUUAAUAUAUAUUUUAUUACAUAUAAUUUGUUAUUUAUACACUAUUUUAUUAAGUGAUUGAUGGAUCCAACUUCACAAGUGCAGUUUGAAUCCCAAUUUUUGGGGAUGGAAAUACAUGAUGGUGAACUGUUUGAACUGAAUUCUUUGUGCAUAAACAAACGUUAUCAGGUAAUAUUAUUUUUCACCUUCGGUUUAUAAUA